Messenger RNA from Gloeophyllum trabeum ATCC 11539, 966 nucleotides. RefSeq lists its product as uncharacterized. Bases 1 to 966 code for a protein of 321 amino acids. Lineage: Eukaryota; Fungi; Basidiomycota; Agaricomycetes; Gloeophyllales; Gloeophyllaceae. The record is from RefSeq and is a predicted model, not a curated record. The transcript is spliced from 4 exons.
AUGGCAGAGAUAGAUUCUUGCGAGCUUCCGGACGGAGAUGUCUCCGUUCUUUCCCUCCCCAGACUCAAGGAUGAACUUAUCGGGCAUCCACUGAUGACUUCCAUGGGAAGCUUAGCUCUUUCGACUUUCAUUUCAAAGAGCGUAUACGGUGCUAUUGACUGGAGACCUGUGCUGAUCUGCGUCUCCUCGGACGUUCUCACAAUUGGACUUGACCACUACUAUGAUCAGACGCCUAUGCUUCACCGUGCAAAGAGCAUGUCUGAUGAUGCAGCCCUCUCCGUCUUUAGUCACGCUCGUCUCUUACUGUUGGCCAACGCAGCCGUUUUGAUUGUGACACUUUUGCGCUCUCCUUGGAUUACCUCGGCAAUUACGGCGGUCUUCAUAAUACCUGCGCUGCUAUGGAAUCAAACGCUCUUUUACUGGAAAAGCGGAACUGCUUCAAACCCUACACUCAAUGCCCGUGCUCCGCUUUCAUCUUCUGGGAGUGCUUUUGUCAUCAAACGCAUCCCUGGCAUGAAAGCUGUCUUCAUCGGUAUAAUUCGGGGGUGUGGCACAUUCGCAGUUGUACAUUCCCUUCUCUCGUCGUCUUACCCUGCGCGCCCGCAUGGCGGAUGGAUGAUUUGGACACCUACUCAAGUCUUGGUCUGGUCAACCAUAAACCGCACGUGCCACGCCGUGAUGGCUGACAUCCGUGAUUUCACAGAGGACUGGUCCAUGCAGAUACCGACGAUUCCAGUCCUCCUGAAGUCAGUCACUCACACCAAAUUCCUUCUCACAAUCGUUCAUUUUCUAACCCUUCUGAUCUUCUACCGCAAUGUCUUCAUUGUCCUCGGCUCAGUAUACGCUACUAUAUUGGUCUGGGCACUAGAUGAAAAAAGCGACAGGAAAUUGUAUCGACUCAGCUUCCAUUCCCAAACACUCGUAGCCAUUAUCUACUGGAUAGCCCAUAUGUAUCCCAGUGCAUAA